UCAGAUCACAUGCAUCAUCUGGCCUCUCAACCUCAUUGAGACAGAGAGAGAGAGAGCAAUGGAUGGUCGACAUUUUUUCCAGGCUAAAACGAAGGAGAUGAACAGUAUAAAAACGAAGAGAGAAGGGGGGUGAAAAGGGUUGGAUUCACCUGUUCACAGCGAACCCUAAUCUCCCCCGCCGACGAUCCGACGACGUUUUCCGCUUUUUGCCCUCAGUUGCUCUCCAACUGAGGGAAGUUCUUGGGAUUUGUCGAAAGACGAAACAUCCUCCAUUUUGAAUAGAUAUUGUUGUUGUUCUUUCGGAAGUGUGUGUCUGAGUAAGAUAAGAUGGAGGGAGGUCAUACGAAAGCUGAUAAGACGGAGUUCACCGAAUGUUGGCGGACGACAUGGAAGACGCCUUAUAUUAUGAGGCUUGCGCUCUCAGCUGGAAUUGGUGGAUUGUUGUUUGGCUAUGACACAGGCGUCAUUUCUGGGGCGUUGCUCUAUAUAAAGGAGGAAUUCGAAACCGUCGACAAGAAAACAUGGCUACAGGAAACUAUUGUGAGUAUGGCUGUUGCUGGAGCUAUCGUUGGGGCUGCUGUUGGCGGGUGGAUCAACGAUAGAUUCGGGAGGAAGGUAUCCAUACUUCUCGCCGACGUCCUGUUCUUUUUCGGUGCGAUCGUCAUGGCCGCUGCUGUAGCUCCAUGGAUGCUCAUCAUUGGAAGAAUACUCGUAGGUUUAGGCGUUGGAAUGGCUUCCAUGACUGCGCCUCUCUACAUUUCCGAAGCUUCUCCUGCUAGGAUAAGGGGUGCUCUUGUUAGCACAAACGGUUUGCUCAUUACCGGAGGGCAAUUCUUGGCUUAUCUCAUUAAUCUGGCCUUCACUCAUGCACAUGGGACUUGGCGUUGGAUGCUCGGGGUAGCCGGACUUCCUGCCCUUGUUCAAUUCAUCCUCAUGUUCAGUCUGCCAGAGUCUCCUAGGUGGCUCUACAGAAAGAACAAGAUCAAUGAAGCUAGGAGUAUCUUGGCCAAGAUUUAUCCUGCCAAUGAGCUUGAGGACGAAAUGAGAGCCCUGCAAGAAUCUGUUGAAGCUGAAAAAGCUGAUGAGAGCAUCGUUGGAGAGAGUAUGAUCGCCAAAGUGAAGGGUGCUUGGAGUAACCCAAUAGUCCGAAGAGGAUUAUAUGCUGGAAUUACGGUUCAAGUGGCUCAGCAGUUUGUGGGAAUUAACACGGUCAUGUAUUACAGUCCGACGAUAGUUCAAUUUGCUGGGUUUGCUUCGAACAGGACCGCUUUGGCUCUCUCUCUCAUAACUUCCGGCCUCAACGCGGUUGGUUCUAUUGUGAGCAUGGCAUUUGUUGAUAGAUAUGGACGGAGAAGGUUGAUGCUCAUCUCCAUGUUUGGCAUUAUCUCUUGCUUGGUCGUAUUAUCUGCCUUAUUCUGGCAAGCGUCUGUACACGCCCCUGCUAUUGGUAAGCUGGAAUCUAACCACUUUGGUGGAAACACUACGUGUCCCGCUUAUUUGUCGGCUCCAGAUGCAGCCUCAUGGAACUGCAUGUCUUGCUUGCAUGCUGAUUGUGCAUUUUGUUCCGAUGGUACAAGUAAGUAUCAACCUGGAGCAUGCCUGAUUUCUGACAAAGGAAUAAAGAGCAUGUGUCGAGACGACCGAAGGAUAUGGUUCGAGCAUGGCUGUCCAAGCAAAUUCGGAAUAUUUGCCGUCCUUCUUCUUGGGUUGUACAUCAUUUCUUAUUCGCCUGGGAUGGGAACCGUGCCGUGGAUCGUGAAUUCGGAGAUCUACCCACUGAGGUAUCGAGGCACCGGGGGAGGAAUUGCAGCGGUCGCUAACUGGUGCUCGAAUUUAGUCGUGAGCGAGACGUUCUUGACCUUGACGAAGGCUCUUGGCUCAGCCGGCACCUUCCUCCUUUUCGCCGGGUUUUCCUUCCUCGGCCUCAUCGCCAUCUUCCUCUUGGUGCCGGAAACCAAAGGGUUGCAGUUCGAGGAAGUUGAGAAGAUGCUGCAAGAGGGAUACAAGCCCAAGGCUUUUAAGAAAAGGAACUCCAAAGUUGAAGGGUCUUCUUGAACUGUUCUCUUCUUCUUUAUUAAAGGCAAUUUGGCUUGACUGCAUUGGUGUGGAUCUCUUAGGAGAACUCUCUUAUCUUUCAGUCAGUAAAUAAACAACUGGUUUUGAUUAUAUGGUAAUUUAGCAAGUAAGGUGUAAAAUAUAUACCUUUAGUUGAAAUAAUAAUAUUUUGAUUUUAUGGUAA
This is a messenger RNA of Rhodamnia argentea, 2239 nucleotides long. RefSeq names its product inositol transporter 4. The transcript has 7 exons. Gene Ontology annotation, cellular component: membrane. The record is from RefSeq and is a predicted model, not a curated record. Gene Ontology annotation, biological process: transmembrane transport. Lineage: Eukaryota; Viridiplantae; Streptophyta; Magnoliopsida; Myrtales; Myrtaceae. The coding region runs from base 328 to 2055 and encodes 575 amino acids. Gene Ontology annotation, molecular function: transferase activity; myo-inositol:proton symporter activity.